Molecule: messenger RNA, 942 nt
Organism: Penicillium lagena
Lineage: Eukaryota; Fungi; Ascomycota; Eurotiomycetes; Eurotiales; Aspergillaceae
Exons: 2
Coding region: 1-942 (313 amino acids)
Source: RefSeq, a predicted model, not a curated record
AUGCCGUCUGUUUCUGUUCUGUCGCAAUACACGUUCAACAACUGGGGACCACUUACCACAACCUGGACCCCGCCUGCUUCUUGUCAGUCGAUACAGUCUGAAAACCUCUAUAUCGCCAAAGCCAGCACUCCAACGAUCAACGUCGGAAAGCUCUCCUGUGACGUAGUCAAUGAUGACUGGAGCUGCUAUCCAACAGGCACAAUCACUAAUAUCCCAACCGCGACCUCAUGGUUUGAGGACCCUCGCAGCGCCGAAUUUUACGAGACAUACUACUCUCCUGGUCUCUAUUGUCCCUCCGGGUGGGGCCCAGUUGCAACGGCAUCGCGCAAUGGGACUAAGACUGUAGAAUGGAAUGGCGCUUUUGAUCCCGCUCCCACUUCGCUAGGGUCAGAUCUCGAGGUGUUCGAGAACGUGGCCAACAACGUCUUCCUGCAGGUUCUGGCCCCAAGCGAAACUGCUGUCCUGUGCUGUCCAAAGUCUAUGACACCUGGUUACAACGGAGAAAUUUGCUACUCAACAUUACCGAACUACGAGUUUUCUACUGCCUGCGAUUAUUGGCUGCCACCCCCUGAUAUGUCCGCCUCGAUUGAAACCAAAUCGAUUUGGUGGUAUGGCACCACCGCCGAAGCGCUGAUAGAGUCAUUCACCGCAGAUACCCUGAUUACACAAACCGUAACUAAUACCUUGCACCCAAGCGAAUUGUCUAGCUUUGUUGUCGUCACAGCAAUUGCACCCGUCAGGCUCGUGCAUCAACCAACAGAUGUAAGCACGUCUACGGGUGUAAGCACAUCUACUGGUGUAAGCACGUCUACGGGUGUAAGUACAUCUAACCCGGCGGCCAGAGUUAGUCCAAGACCUUCAAAUUGGAAUGGGAUUGUCACUGUGCUCGGUGUCACUGUUGCAGGAAUGAUUCUGGGGGCAGCUAUGAUCUUGCCUUGGUAG